AUGGCUCAAAAGUGUGUCCAUCAAGGUUGCGGCAAGGAGUAUACAGACCCCGAAGAGGUGUGCCGCUACCACCCCGGUCCCCCCGUCUUCCACGAGGGCCAGAAAGGAUGGAAGUGCUGCAAGCCGCGCGUUCUCACCUUCGAGGAAUUCAUGGCCAUUGAGCCAUGCACCGAGGGCAAGCACAGCACCACCGAUCUCCCGCCAAAGAUCGAAAAGAGGGAAGCUGCUCCGGAAGGUCUCGUCGAGACGACAAACCUCCCUCCCCCGCCACCCCGUACGCCCGUCGCCGCCCCCCAGCACAUACCCACUCCACCACCCCCCGUCGCCGAGUCGGAGGAUGACGACGCCACAAUCGAGAUUCCGGACGGCCGCGUUUGCAGGCGGAAGGGAUGCGGUGUAGCUUACAAGAAGGGCUCCAGCCGGGAAGGCGAGAGCUGCGUGCACCACCCGGGAGCGCCCAUCUUCCACGAGGGCAGCAAGGGUUACAGCUGUUGCAAGCGCCGCGUCCUCGAGUUUGACCAGUUCAUGAAGAUUGAGGGCUGUAAGACAAAGGACAGGCAUCUGUUCGUCGGGAGCGGAGAAAAAGACAAGGCCAAGACGUCGUCGGCUGGUGGUGAAGAGGUCCUGGAGACGGUCAGAACCGACUUUUACCAAACCCCUACAUCGGUGAUUGCCUCGUUCUUCCUCAAGAAGAUCGACAAGGAGGCUUCCAAGGUGGAAUUCCAGGACAAGACCAUCGACCUGGACCUUCUGACGACAGACGCGCCCGUGCCGAAGCGAUACAAGGCGCAGGUCCCGCUGUUUGGGACGAUAGAUGCUGCCAAGUCGACCUUUAAGAUCUUGGGCACCAAGCUUGAAGUUACACUGGUCAAGGCGGACGGCAGCUCUUGGCCGGUACUUCGCAGCGACGAUCGGCUGACGGGUGAGAUUCUUCAGGUUGGACGAGCCGGAAGGGCAUAA
This is a messenger RNA of Podospora anserina S mat+, 960 nucleotides long. RefSeq lists its product as uncharacterized. The transcript is spliced from 3 exons. The record is from RefSeq and is a predicted model, not a curated record. Lineage: Eukaryota; Fungi; Ascomycota; Sordariomycetes; Sordariales; Podosporaceae. The coding region runs from base 1 to 960 and encodes 319 amino acids.